AGUGCAGUACACACGAAACCCACACAAGGACACAACUAGCAUCAAACAAUAGGUGGAAUAAUAAGCCAUGGUCAUCACAAGGAUCCAAUCAUUUUUUAUCCCCCGCGUCCCUGUCAGCCUUGAAAAAACAGCUGGUAGGGAUGUUGACGCUUCUAAACCACUAGAGCUGCCCCCCUCCUUGCAUGAAAACAGGAACGGUCUAGUGCAUCCGUAUCCAUUAAGCACACUUGACACUUGCACAAAUAUAGGUCAAAUAAAGAACCCUACCCACUUCUGUAACCUAACUAAAAAUGAAAGUGUCUUAGCUUGUAGCAAAUCCAGUACUCCAACUCCUAAUUCUUCACCGGAAACAGCACACACCAACUCGAUAGACAUUGGUGAGCGUGAUGCUGAAACUCCUCUAAACACAGGAUCAUCAUGUCAAGCAGAAAUACUGGGUGCUGAACCGUAUCCGGGUCUGACUAACGAACUUAAAUACUUCAAAUGCUACUUCAACUCUCAUCUUUACCUAAUCCUCAUAAACGCUAGAUCUGUUCUAAAUAAACUGCCGAUGCUCAGAGCACUCACAGUAAUAUACAAACCCCCUGUAAUUGUCAUCACUGAAUCUUGGUGUCAUUCGAACAUCCUGGAUGAAGAAAUAAGCUUAGAUAACUACACACACUUUCGGUGUGACAGGGAAGGUGGUAAGGGAGGGGGUUGUCUCAUGUAAUUUCUGAAUGCACUUACUGUAUCACAGCUAGAAAGUAGUACACUUAACAUGCCAGAGACUCUAUGGGUUAAUGUACACUUAAAUAACGUAACAGCAUUAAUUGGAUGCACCUACAGAGCACUUGGCACCUUUAGUAAUUACGAGACCCAACUUAUCAAUACUCUGGAGCAAUUAUCCGACUUACAAUACGACCAUAAGAUCCUAUGUGGGGACUUUAACAUACCUGAAAUCAACUGGGAUAUACCCACAGGCCCAACUAAAUUUGAUAAGUUCUUAGACACACUGGAUAUACUUGGCUGGAAACAAACUGUCACUACUCCCACAAGAGGUAAUAACGUACUAGACUUAAUCUUCUGCCACAAUAUAAGCCCCUUACGCUAACAAUAACCAAAUUAUAAGAACCCUCAAAAGUUCAAAGGCUUUCGGUACCGACGGUAUAUCAUCUUAUUUCUAUAAAUAUGGUGGCCUUGACAUUCCUCUACCGCUUCUUAAAAUAUUCACAAUGUCCCUGGAGACUCAGACUUACUUUGAUAUAUGGAAAACAACAUUUAAUAUGCCUAAACACAAAUCUGGCCCGAAAACUGAAGUCAGUAACUACU
Molecule: messenger RNA, 1308 nt
Organism: Trichobilharzia regenti
Lineage: Eukaryota; Metazoa; Platyhelminthes; Trematoda; Strigeidida; Schistosomatidae
Source: the annotation of a GenBank genome assembly